Messenger RNA from Lepus europaeus (European hare), 1043 nucleotides. It is a transcript of the gene C4H5orf63, whose product is annotated as chromosome 4 C5orf63 homolog. NCBI's taxonomy places the organism in Eukaryota, Metazoa, Chordata, Mammalia, Lagomorpha, Leporidae. The record is from RefSeq and is a predicted model, not a curated record. Bases 138 to 485 code for a protein of 115 amino acids. The transcript is spliced from 5 exons.
CGGCGACGCGGGCGGCGCGGGCCUCAGGAGUGUACAUCAGAGGAAGCCAAAAGCCAGCUGGAAUAGUUCCUGAAUGUGCUUUUAAUCUUGUUUACAAUUACUCUGAAGGAGAAAAAACCAUCUGGAUCAGACUUAAGAUGCUCUGGUUUCGAGGAAAUACCAUGCAGCUUGCCAGAACCUCCUUCGUAACCUUCUGGAGAAAUCUCUGUGCUUCUAAGACAACUCUGCCAGUGCUGACUUUAUUCACAAAGAAUCCAUGUCCCCUUUGUGAGGAAGCCAAGGAAGUGCUCGAGCCUUUUAAGCACAGGUUUAUUUUACAGGAGGUGGACAUCACACUACCAGAAAACUCUGCUUGGUAUGACAGGUAUAGAUUGGACAUUCCUGUCUUUCAUCUGAAUGGCCAGUUUCUGAUGAUGCAUCGAGUAAACACCUCAAAACUUGAAAAACAGCUCCUGAAACUUGAGCAGCAAGAAGCUAGCAAGUGACUAAUGCCCUCGUGCUUUGCCACCCUCUCUGGUCAUAAGGCUGCUUCUAGUGGAAAUGACCACAGCCACACACUCCUGCUGUCAUUUUCACAAAGCCCAAAGGAUGUUCUGAACUCACUGGUGCCAAAUACAUGUUGACAUUCGUCUUCUCAUGGAUGGACGUGCCCAUGUGGGAACUGUUUGCUUACUGGCAUUUUCUAGAAAAAAAGGAGUGUGUUGGCAGGGAGGGAGUGAUGGAGAAGGAAAUGUCUGUUUGUCUUGUUUGUUUUUCCCUCUUAUAUGAACAUGGAAGCACUUUCCAUGCACUGCACAGUGCCAUUUGUACGAAGGAGGCUCUGUGUCCCUGCUGCUGCCCUGGAGGGCUUAACUUUUUAGUGAAAGAAUAGAUGCUCUUCUAUGCAGUAGAUCAAGUGAAAUGUGAAUUGUUAAUAACCGUGCACAGUCAAUAAAGGGAUGUUUUAGAGAAUACAUCUGCCUGAAGCCUAUUUCACUGGGAUUUAAUAAUACCUGUUUAAAAUUAGAAUUCAUUUAUGUUGGGUAGAAGAGAAUAAUUAUCUU